AUGCAUCUACAUCAGAUUUUGACAGGAGCGGCCAAUACAAGUGAUUAUAGCUUUGCCGCAGGUAGUAUCGAUAGUGUUCAUUUUGUGGCAUAUGCAGCUGGAUAUAAUAUUGUGAUUCUAUCUGGUGAUUUUCAACGUGUUCAAGUUCUUCUAUCAGGAAAUGAGAAUAAUCAAUGUUUAUUAACAUGUAUUAGUUGUACAUAUGAAUCUGGCAAAAUUGUUGCCGGUUUUGGAAAUCAAAUUUGCGUCUAUGAACCAACACCUACUUCAGAAAGAUCAUUACAUCAUCAAGUUAACUAUCGUUGGGUAUUAACACAUACAUUGACAUGUUCGAAUGAAAAGAUUACAGCAGUUGCUUGGCAUCCGAAGGGGGAACAAUUGAUUGUUGUAUGUGAAUCGAAUUUACAAGUUUGGUUUAACCAAUAUGAUGAAAUUGAACCGCGAUCGAAUAAAAUUAAUUUUGAAUUGGGUGGAAGUGACAUGUCAGGAAAAUUAUCUGCUAAUGUUCCACCAAAAACAUGGCGCAAUGUUUGGAGUUACAAACCAGCAUCUCCAAUAAAACAUGUAACAUAUUCGAAUGACGGUACAUUAUUUGCCACUGCAUCACAAAAUGAUCGUUUAGUUAAAAUAUGGUAUCGAACAAUAGAUAAUAGUGCAAUUAUUUCAUUUAUGUCAACUUAUUUACCUCAUCCAAGAGCGGUUACUUAUAUAUCAUGGAGACAAACAAGUCAAUUCUUUGCCGAGGGUACAGUUGUUAAUUGUAUAUUAACAUGUUGUAAAGAUAAUAUUUGUCGUAUAUGGUGUGAAACUAUGCAACAAGAUGAAUCAUCCAUAUAUACCAAUGAUCCAACUAUGAUAACAACACAACGAAAAAGACAAAGUGAUUGUGUAGAUAGAAGUGUACAAAAAUUAUAUAAAAUGAGAUACAAUUAUUUCAUGCCAAUAAACAACAAUCGUCGCGAUCUAUCUUCACCGACAAUCAAUAUUGAUAAUCAAGUUCCUCAUACUCCUGCAUCGCUUAUAUCCUCUCAUGCAAUCUUUACAAAUGAUGAAGAUCCAACUGAUCAAACAGUCACUGCAAUAUCAUCAAAUUCAUCAUCUACACCAUCAUUAGCUCAACUUAAUGUUCUAGCAUCAUCAUCUUCUUCUUCAUUAUCAUCAACAAAUAAAUCUCUUCAAUUUCAUUUAGCAACAACAAUAAAUCCAAGUACAGAUUCACUUCUUGCACCAACAAUUCCAACUCAUAAAGAAUAUAUGUUUAUUGUACAAUGGUUAAAUAAUAAAGAUUUAUAUAAUUUAUUUUCUAUUGAACAAUUCAUUCUUGAUAUUCAACGAAAAGCUAAAGGACAAACAAUUCUUUCAACAACCAAUGAUACCGAUGAUACAAAUAGUAAUGAUACACAAUUAGAUCCUGUGAAUAUAUAUAAUAAACGUCCAACUAUUCAAGGCGGAGAUUUACAAUCAGAUGAUGCGAAACAUUUUGUACAAAUACGAAAUUAUUUAAAAAAAAUUAUUGAUGAAUGGAAAAAUAGUCCAGAUGUUGUAUUUAGUGUUCAUCCAAUUGAUGGUAGUCUUCUUUUAUGGGUCAUUGAUUGGCUUGAUCAACCAUUAUUAAAUACAACAAAAUUUUCCUCAUCAUCCCCAUCAUCAUUAAUUAAUUAUCAAAUGUUAUAUCGACAAGUUCAAGUUAGUUUUUCAGCACGUAUACCAGAUAUAUUUCCAUUAGGUGAUGCAUUAUCUUUACAACCACAUUUAAUAAUCUAUUGUAAUCAUUUUCUAUUUGAUCAAUAUUUAUCAUUAAAUCAAACCAAACAAAAACAACAUUUACCUAUUAUUAAUAUGAUAACAAAACAUACAAAUGGAACAUUAAAUUUAUGGUCAUUAACAUUUCAUCAACAACAAAAAUUUCAAUCAUUAAUAUGUGUUACACAUACAGCACGUAUGUGUGGUCAUCAUUUUCCUAUAAGACAUAUUAUAUGUCAUCCAAUUGUUCCAUUAGUUUUAACAAGUUCAUAUUAUGAUGAUAAAAAUGAAUUAAAUUAUGGUAAAAAACAACGUUAUGAUAAUUCAUUAAUACUUUGGAGUACAGAACCUAUUGGACCAUUGACAAUGACAGGUGGAAUAACGGAAUUAGCAAGGAUGGAAUCAGUUCAUAAUGGAGCAUUUCAAUUAUUAGCAUGGUUUCCAAUGGUUAUGCCUUGUAUGAAUAUUAAUUUAUUACGUGAAUCACCAAGUGUUCUAUUUUGUGCAUCGGACGGAAAACAUCUACGCAUUUAUCAAGUUGUAUGCAAUGCAAAAGUUUUAUUAACAACUCAAUUGUCAACUACAAAGUCUUGUCAAGUUAUUAAUGAUCCAGAUUCGAAUGCUAUGCGAACAUCACCUUCAUCUGAUUUAAGUGCAUCACGUAUAAAUGUUGUUAGUAAUCAAUCAACAGCUCGACCAAGUUGUGUUAUUAGUCUUGCGGAAAUUUCUGAUUCAGAAUGUACUUGGGCACAUGCAGAAUUAAUACAUAUAUUUCCAGCAAAUGCAAUCGAUGAUCAAACUGAUCAAACAUCUCUAUGUAAAAUAUAUUAUCUUGUUCUUGUUGAAAAAAAAUCCAAUGAUAAUAAUAAUAAUAGUCAAAGUUGUAUUCAUAUGUGGAAAAUAACAAUUACUUAUCCUGAUGAUGAUAAUCAAUCAAUAAGUAUGAAUAGUUUGGGUAAUGAUAGUGAAUGGUUAGUACAAGUUCAAAGUUCGAAAGUUAGCACAUAUAUUCUUCCAUUAAUUUCCAAUGCUGAACUUCAAUCUGUCGAUGUUGCAUUUGGUCAUUUAAGUUCCAGUACAUUGUGUUAUUCUGAUGCAUCAUCUUCAUCACCAUAUCUUCUAUCAACAGCACAUUCCGAUGGUAUAGUUCGUUUUUGGACAUGUACACAUCAAUCAUCAAAUACAUAUGAAUGGUCCGAAUGGUGUGGAAUAUCAACUGAAUGUGAAUUAAAUUCUCGUUUACAAUUUACUGGUCAACCAUUAGCAAUAAGUAAUGCUUAUUGUGGUCGUUUAGCCGUUGCUUUUUAUGAUAAACAAAUUCAAAUUGGUAUAUAUGAAUGUGAAUCAACAGGUGGUACAGCAUUUAAAUGUGAAUCAAUUAUUCCAAUAACAGAAAUACAAAAUCAAACAAAUCAUUUAUCUGUACAUUUUGAUUGGGCAUCAAUUGAAAAUGGUGCACAUUUAUUAGCAACAUCCAUUGGUACACGAUAUGUUUUUAUUUAUUCAUAUACUCAAACAUCACAAUGGACUAAAAUACGUACAAUUGAAUUAUCAUCAAUGAAUACAAAUUUAUUUUUAGGUCCAAAUUUAAGUUUAAAAUGGGUACGAGGUGGACUUUUAUUAAUUGGUCUUAAUAGUGAAUUACAAGUUUAUUCACAAUGGUCAUCAUUAAAACGACAAUGUCAUUCAGUUUUACCCGAACCAUUAAUAAAACCAAAACGUCGUACAAAUACAAUGACUAAUUUAAAAAAAGUUUUAACAAAUAAUGAUUUAAAUUCAAUAAAUAAAACUAUCCCGGAAGAACAUUCAUCAUGGUUAACAUUAGAUUCAAUUAAUGUACUUAGUUUAUUUCAUGCAGCUAGAAAUGCUGCACCUGUUUUACCACAAUAUCAUCCAACAUUAUUAUUAGAAUUAGUUCGUUUUGGUAAAUAUCGUCGUGUUAAAGCUAUACUUGCACAUUUAACACGUUGUAUUGUUAGUACAGUACAUAGUGUUGAAGGAAAAGUUGAAAUGAAAUUAAUGCGUAGUCGAACAUUUUCAAUAGCAAAUAAUGAUGAUAAUGAACCAUCAAUUGAAGAAGUUGAACAUAUGAAAUAUGUUGAAAUCGAUACAAUACCAUUAUUACCAUUAUUUGCUUUAUUUGAUGCUGAUCAUGAAAUAAUAACAAAUAAUGAUCAUAUGAAAACAACAGAUAAUAAUAAUAUGAAUAAUAAAGAUGAAGAUAUGAAUGGUGGAGAUAAAUAUGAUGAUUUAUUUACAACAUCAGCAUCACCAGAUUUAAAUCGAGAAGUCGAUUUUAAAUUUGAUGAAGAUCAUAUUCAAGAUGCUGAAAGAAAAAAACAAGUUGAAUUAAAUAAAUUUCGAAAAGAGUUAUUAUUAAAUCGAAAUUGGUCACCAGCAUUCGAUUCUCGAAUGGUUGAUUUACUUGUUGAUUAUUUUCAACGUGUUCGUUUAUCAAAUUUAACAAGUCUUGAACAAAUGUAUUUACUUGCUUUAGCUGAUACAUUAGCGAAUGCAAGUAAUGAAUCAUUUUCAAAUCAAACUUAUUCAAGUGAUAAACCAUCAAGUAAUCAAGAAAAAAAUCAAGUUUUUAAUUUUUAUCGUAAUUCGUUUUCUCUUUUAGAUACAAUGGAUGAUUGUGGUUUAAGAUUUUUAAUUGAUGUUCAACGUUAUAUUUAUCUAACACGAAUAGUUUCAACACCACAUGCACAAAAAGAUUCGGCAUUAAAUCAUAUUAUAACAAGUGCAUCAUAUGCAUGGGCAUUUCAUUCUGAUUUACAAGAAGAUCUACUUGGCAUGCUUCCAUGUAUGGUAAAAAAUAAACCAAUAUGGAGUGAAUUAAAAUUAUUUGGCGUUGGAUGGUGGAUUCGAAAUAAAAGUGUUAUCACAAGACUUUUUGAAAAACUUGGUAAAGCUGCAUUUGAAAUCAACAAUGAUCCACUUGAUAGUGCUGUAUAUUUUCUUGCACUUAAAAAGAAAAGUUUACUCUACAAUUUAUACAAACAUGUUCAAGAUAGUAAAAUGCAAGAUUUUUUUAAAAAUGAUUUUACUCAAGAUCGUUGGAUAAAAGCUGCACAAAAGAAUGCAUUUGCAUUAUUAGGUAAACAACGUUUUGAACAUGCAACAGCAUUUUUUCUUCUUGCUGGAAAAAUUCGUGAUGCAAUUGAAGUUGUUAUAAAUAAUUUACAUGAUAUACAAUUAGCUUUUCUAAUUGCACGUCUUUAUGAUGGUGAUGAACAAGAUUUAGUUAACAAUUUACUUAAUCGAGAAAUUUUAACUAAACCACAUUCCGAUCCAUUCUAUCGUAGUAUGGCUUAUUGGUUAUUAAAAGAUUAUGAUCGUUCAUUAAAUACAUUACUUCAUGAUGAUAAUUUUGAACAACACCAUUCGAUAUUUAUUUUUUAUGAUUAUUUAAAACAACAUCCACUUGUCUUACGUGCUAAACAAUUAUCAAAUGAAAAUUCAAAUAAUUUUUCUAUUGAACGUCGUGUUCAUUUUCAAACAGCUUAUUAUUAUUUAAAAAUUGGUUGUCCUUUAUUAGCGUUAGAAAUUCUUGCUAAAUUACCAGCAAAUAUUAUUUUAUCAAAUGAAGCUAAAACUCCAACAGAAACAAAAACUGAAAUCAAACCAAAAGAAACUGAAAUUGUUGAUUGGGGUCAACCCGUAUCAAAUAAAACUGAAGAUGAUGAAUUAAAACUUGAUUGGAGUGACGAAGAAAAAGAAGAAGAAGAAAAAAUCGAAGAACCAACUCCGAAAUCAACAACUCAAAUAGAUGAUAAACCAGUUAAACAACAAUUUGAUACAAUUGGACAAUAUAUGAAAUUAAUUUGUUGUUUAAAAAUUAUUGUCGAAGAAAUGGCAACAUUAGCAACAGGUUUUGAAGUUGCUGGUGGACAACUUAGACAUCAUUUAGCCUGUUGGCUUGAACAAGAAAUUGGUGUAAUUCGUCAACUAUGCAAUUUAAAUACAUCUACUAAUCUUGAACCAGAUGAGCCUAGUGAAAAUUUCGAUGAACCAAUCUUAUCGGAUAUUGCUGAUGAACCAAUUCAACCAUCAAAUACAUUUUCCGGUGUUGAAUCACCAUCAACAUCCUAUGUUCGUACAAGUACAUUAGAAAAUAAAAUGAAACGUUUAUCACGUCGUCGUCGUUGGCUUAAAUCUAAUGAACAUCUUCUUCGUACAUUAGUUUCUUUUACAAGUCUUCAUGGAAUGCAUGGCGGAGGUUUAGCGUCCGUUCGAAUGGAAUUAUUAUUAUUAAUGCAUGAAUUAUAUCGUGAUCGUCGUACACAAUUGAAAUAUCCAAUACCAUUUCCAACUCAAGUACCAUUAUUAAUUGCUAAUCUAUCUGGUACAUUAAGUGUUAGUAAUAAUGCAAUUAGUUAUAUGCGUGAUAUAAGUCAAGAUUUAUUACGUACAAUGAAUACAUGGUUAACAUUACCAAAAUUAACUGAACAAAGUAUACAAAUUGUUGCUAUAAGAGAUCUAUCAAUUGCAUUAGCUAGUUGUGUUUAUCAAUCACUUUGUCAUACGAAUGAAAAUCAAACAAGUGAACGUAUUGCUGUUGAAUCAUUUUUAAAAUCAUAUCUUUAUCGUCGAGAAUCAGUUCGAUUACAUAGACGUAAGAGUGUAACAGCAUUAAUUGAACGAGAAGCACCAACAACUGCACCAAAAGACUGGCCAGGUAUAAAAAUCUUUACAAAUUUAAUUAAAGAUCAAGAAAAUAAUUUAACGAAAUUAAGAAUUCUUUUAAUUGAAAUUCUUAUUGCUGUUUAUAUGUCAUUAUUAAUUUAUGCGCUAUCAACGGAUGAUUGUAAUACAUUAUAUCGAUUACUUGUACGAAAAUGGUCAACACCUGAAUUAGCUGUUAAAUUAUGGUAUGGAGUUUUUGGUGGAGGAGCAAAAAAACCUAAACCAAAUCCAGCAACUGCAGUUUUAUCAACAUCACCUGAUCAAAAUAAUGAAAUGUCUGUAUCACCAUCAACAAUAGAUCGACGUGCAGGAGUUAGUUCCUAUGUACAAAAAGUGGUAAUACCCAAUAAUAAUCCACAACAACCAUCGUAUGUCGAAGUUUUUAUUCCACCACGUGCUAGUAUUGUUAACUAUUUUAUGGCAAAAGUUUCGUCAAAUCAGGGAUAUAAUACCGAGGAUAAUGAUGGAGAAAUAAGUGAUGCGGAUGAGAAUGAUGAGAAUGAGAAUGAAGAUGCUUAUGAUUCAACAACAAAUGAUGAUGAAUUAACAACAAAACAAAAACAACGUAAAAUUCAAGAACGUGAACAUACUGAUUCAAUGUCUUAUUCUUGGGUUCUUAUGCGUUAUACAAUUGUUCGACUUGUCUACAAACGUCUUUGGUCAUUUUUUCCUCAUAUUGGUAUUGAAAAACAAGAGAUUCCAAGUGUUUCACCAUUAAUUCAACAAUUUUUACAAAAUCUUAAUAUCUGGCAAGAUUCACUUCGACGUACACUUGACAGUUUUAAUGUUCCACCGGAUAAUUAUUUACCAUUAGGUGGUAUUAAUAAUAAUGAUGAGCAAACAACUACUUUACCUAUACAUCGAUAUCGAACAAUACUUGAUCCAAAUAAUACUCCAUUUUCAAAAUCACCAGCAGCAUUACCAGCUAAACGUCUUUGGACAUAUUUAGUUAACGAUGAACAAUCACAAGGAGUAUUUAUUAAAUAUAUAUUUAAACGACGAGUAACAACACCAAUAAAUCCACCAAUAAAUAAAUUUGGUGAUAAAUCAGACACUCGAACAACAAUGGAAAAUCUAUUAGAAAAUGCAACAGCAACACCAUCAAAUUCAAAGAUUAUUUACCGAGAUCCAGAAUCAAUUCCAUCAUUUUGUCUUAAUAGUAUGAAUCCAACUUUAUUGGCCGCUGGUUUAUCUCGUGAAAUAAUUGAAUUAGAUGUAUCAAGUAUAACAUUAACAAAUGAAACAUAUGAAUUAUCAGAUGAUGAAAAUGAAGUAUCACCAUCAUUACUUCCGCAAACAUCAGCAAUGCUUAAUCGAGAUACAACAACUAAUCGACCUCCAUCACUUCGAAUGCCAACAAUGGGUGCUUAUGUACCAAAUAUGUAUUUAACUCAAACAAAUACGCUAGCAACUACAAAUGGAAAUACUGAAAGUCAACAUGUUCUUACAAAUCGACAUCCUAUUAAAGAAAGUAAAAAAUUUGCAAACCAUCCAGUUUUACCUCAUUAUCUUACGGGAUGUUCUGAUGGCAGUGUUUAUCUUCUCAAUUGGUCUCAUGAUUCUCAACCUCGACAAGUUCGUGAAGCUAAUAAACGCGUAACUAAAAUUGAAUUAAGCAAUGAAGGAAAUAAGUUUGGUGUAACAGAUAUCGAAGGAAAUUUAUCUUUACAUGUUUUAUCAAGUAAUCGAUCAACAGUUUAUACACGUUUAUUAACUCAUACAAAAAGUGCAAAUGAUUUUGUUUUUCUUGAUUCUUCAACAUUAUUAGCAACAUGUGGAUUAUCAAAUGAUCAACAAAAUGUUGCUAUUUGGGAUACAUUAAUGCCAACAUCACGUGCAAAUAUAACUUCAUUCGCAUGUCAUGAAACGCAUGGUGCACAAUGUUUAGCAUAUUCUCAAUCAAAUCAAUUAUUAAUAUCAGGUGGUAAACAAGGAGAUAUAUGUAUAUUUGAUUUAAGACAAAGAAAACGUUUAGCAACAAGUCAAGCACAUGAUUCACAUUUGAAAACAUUUUGUUUAGAUCCAUUAGAAAAAUAUUAUGUUACCGGAUCAGCAAAAGGAAAUAUUAAAAUAUGGCGUUUACUUGGUUGCGAAUUAGUUCAUUGUUAUUAUGGUGAACAUUUUCGACGAGGAUUUUUACAUUCACAAAUAAGUGGUGUUAAUCAUUUGCAUUUAACAACUAGUCGUCACUUAUUUUCAUCAGGUGCUGAUGGUACAAUAAGUGUUCGAGAUAUAUCACAAUUUGAUCAGAAACAGUAG
Adineta steineri is the source of this 8691-nucleotide messenger RNA. NCBI's taxonomy places the organism in Eukaryota, Metazoa, Rotifera, Eurotatoria, Adinetida, Adinetidae. The record is from the annotation of a GenBank genome assembly.